This is a messenger RNA of Anguilla rostrata (American eel), 2480 nucleotides long. It is a transcript of the gene acsf3, whose product is annotated as acyl-CoA synthetase family member 3. The coding region runs from base 148 to 1878 and encodes 576 amino acids. The record is from RefSeq and is a predicted model, not a curated record. The transcript is spliced from 10 exons. NCBI's taxonomy places the organism in Eukaryota, Metazoa, Chordata, Actinopteri, Anguilliformes, Anguillidae. Gene Ontology annotation, biological process: fatty acid metabolic process. Gene Ontology annotation, molecular function: medium-chain fatty acid-CoA ligase activity.
UUGUGGUUGUACCAAAGACUUUGAAACGGUUUUCUGUCAGUAAGGUGAAAUGUGUCACGAAAGACUCUUCUAACGAAUGGGUUCAUGCUUGGUUCAUGGGUGGCAUGUGAAUGAGGCUACCGGCGUGUGAACCCACCAGCCACAGCCAUGAUGCUGCUAGGUGUAGCCCUCCGGUCCUCCUGCCUGCAGUGUGCCUGUGCUUCAGCGGGGAACGCCGCGCUGAGGAGGACUCUGUCAGGUGGCCUGAGGAGGGCGUACGUCUCCUCCAGCGCCAGCCGUCGAGCCGUGGGCGGGAGCGUCGCCCCCGUCUUCACCAGGUCUCCGGGGUUCGGGGACAGGCUGGCGAUCCUGGACUCCAGCGGGAGCCACAGCUACCGGGAGCUGUAUGCCAGCAGCCUGGGCUUGGCUCACAGGAUAAAGGAGACGCUGGACUGUGGCUCCGGGGACCUCCAGGGCCAGCGGAUCUCCUUCCUGUGUGCCAACGACGCCUCUUACGUGGUGGCGCAGUGGGCCUCCUGGAUGUGCGGGGGUGUGGCUGUGCCCCUCUACAGGAAGCACCCCCCGUGCGAGCUGGAGUACAUCGUCGCUGACUCCCAGAGUUCCCUGCUGGUGGCGGGGCACUCGUACUCCGAGGCCCUGGAGCCCCUGGCGCUCAAACUGGGGCUGCCCUGCCUGCAGCUGCCCCCGUCCUCCAGCCUGCUGUCCCUGAGCACGGCGCAGACCGAGCUCUCCGUUUCUGAUUGGGCGGACAGGCCGGCCAUGAUCAUCUAUACCAGCGGCACCACAGGCAGGCCUAAAGGAGUGCUCAGCACACACACAAACCUGCAGGCGAUGGUUCAGUGUCUGGUCUCAGAGUGGGGCUGGUCCAAAGACGAUGUCAUUCUCCACACCCUGCCACUCCACCAUGUCCACGGCGUUGUGAACAAACUGCUGUGUCCACUCUGGGUGGGCGCCACCUGUCUGAUGCUGCCGGAAUUUCAGCCGCAGAAGGUGUGGGAGUACCUGCUCAGCUCCAGGGCUCCACGGGUGAACGUGUUCAUGGCCGUUCCCACCAUCUACUCCAAACUGAUCCAGCACUACGAGCAGCACUUCACCCAGCCGCACGUGAAGGACUUUGUCAAAGCCGUCUGCACGGAGAAGAUCAGGCUGAUGGUGUCGGGCUCGUCCGCGCUGCCCCAGCCCACCCUGGAGCGCUGGCAGGAGAUCACGGGACACACCCUGCUGGAGCGCUACGGCAUGACCGAGAUCGGCAUGGCGCUGUCCAACCCGCUGAAGGGCCCGCGCGUUCCAGGUGCAGUAGGCAGACCCCUUCCUGGGGUGGAGGUGUGCAUCGUUAUGAACACCACCUGCUCCACCAUCGCCGAGGGCAACAGCAAGGAGACUAAGGUGAGACCGGGUCUGGAGGGGAAGGAGGGGGAGCUGCUGGUCCGGGGGCCCUCGGUCUUUAAGGAGUACUGGAACAGACCGCAGGAGACCAGGGAGGCCUUUACUGCCCACGGCUGGUUCAGAACAGGGGACACAGCGGCCUACAUGGAUGGCGUGUACUGGAUCAAGGGCCGCACGUCCGUGGACAUCAUCAAGUGCGGCGGCUACAAGAUUAGCGCCCUUGAGGUAGAGAGGCACCUGCUGGCCCACCCGGAUAUUGCAGACGUGGCUGUGAUUGGUGCGCGGGACGCUGUCUGGGGUCAGAAGGUGACCGCUGUGGUGCAGCUGAAGCAGGGAACGAGCCUUACGCUGCAGGAGCUGAAGACCUGGGCCAGAGAGCACAUGUCGUCCUACACCAUCCCCACCGGCCUGGUCCUGGUGGACGAGAUGCCCCGGAACCAGAUGGGAAAGGUCAACAAGAAGGACCUGCUGAAGAUGUUCUUCCCCAGCUAAGGAGGCUUCUGACUGCUUCUCUACUGCCCUGGGGACAGCCACCACUGGAGCCUCCGCUAGUCCUGCAGCUCCAGACAGGGUGGGGGCGACUACCACAAACACACCGGGAACAAGAAUGGCUGGAUCCAUUUGGGGUGAAGGCUACUCACACGGGUCAGUGGGUUCCCUGACAGACAGACAGGACAGACGGACAGAGCAGCAUGCGGGCGACACUCCUCACAGGAGGGGGUGUUCUGCUGACCAGGGUCCAGGCCAGACAGCAUUCCUAAAACCGUUAGCACACCUCCAUUACAACCUCCAUUCUGUCCUCCUGACAGACCAGCCAAUCACAGUGACCGCACACGCUCAACUCACCAGCCAAUCACAGUGACCGCACACGCUCAACUCACCACCCACCCAGUGACCAGACUCAUUCAGUUCACCACCUGCUCUGUGACUGCACACGUUCAAUUCAACUCUCUCACACAGACACAGUUUGGUGUUUAUGAUCUUAGUUGUUGGAGUGAAAAUGUCGCCUUAGGAAAUGAGACCUUAGACACUUACUUAUGCCCCAAAAACAUAAGUGAUGUCAUAUGGUUAAAUAAAUAUCUGUUUUUAAAGUG